Molecule: messenger RNA, 2246 nt
Organism: Nicotiana attenuata
Lineage: Eukaryota; Viridiplantae; Streptophyta; Magnoliopsida; Solanales; Solanaceae
Product: protein IQ-DOMAIN 1
Exons: 7
Coding region: 385-1731 (448 amino acids)
Molecular function (GO): protein binding
Source: RefSeq, a predicted model, not a curated record
CUUGGUCGCAUGCACCUCUGAAAACGACCUUACUCUCCCACCCGCCCCACCAUCUAAAACGACGCCGUUCUAUUCUCCCCCAUAUUCCCACUCCUCUGGCGUACGUUAGCUGGCACAACCCCUCACUCACUCUUUGCUGCUACUGACUUCAUUUCAUAACUCCUUUAGUACUACUUCUUAUCAGCUCAUCCAAGUCCCCAAAAACACAAAAAAAAAAAAAAUCGGAAAAAUUCAAGAUUUUUGGUUGUUGAAGCUCACUUGAGUAUGAUGCGAAUUGGGUUGACUUCAAUUUUGACUUUUAGUUGACUGAUUGAUAGAUCCAUCUAUUUCAACCAACCCGUUUAAGGAAAAAGUGCAAGUUGGUAGAGCCAAAGUUAGUAUAGCAUGGGUGUCUCAAGCAAAUGGAUCAGAGCACUGGUUGGUUUAAAGAAAGCAGAAAAGUCUCAUUCUUCAGAAAAAGAUGAAAAUAAAUCAGGAGGGACUGGAAAGUUUUGGCACCGGAGAAAGCACUCAGUUGAGAUUGAUUCUGACCUACUUCAAAAAGAGCUAACUCAUAAUGAUGCUAUUGCAAGAUCAGUUGAAGAUAUCAGCAGCACAUCAGUUCCAGUUGCUGCCAGCUUGCCUUCAAGUUCACAUCAAUUGCACCAUGCCCCACAAGUUCAGCAUAGUAUGAUAGAAGAGUCAGCAGCUAUACGCAUUCAAACAGCUUUUAGAGGAUUUCUGGCGAGGCGAGCUCUCCGGGCUCUAAAAGGAUUGGUGAGACUACAAGCCCUUGUUAGGGGUCAUGCAGUGAGAAAGCAAGCUGCGAUUACCCUCCGUUGCAUGCAAGCUUUAGUGAGAGUUCAGGCACGUGUACGAGCAAGGCGUGUUCGCAUGGCACUGGAAAGUCAAACCGACCAGCAGAAACUUCAACAACAACUAGAAAAUGAGGCUCGGGUACGAGAGAUCGAAGAGGGCUGGUGUGACAGUAUUGGAUCUGUUGAGCAAAUUCAAGAAAAGUUGCUAAAGAGACAAGAGGCAGCUGCUAAGCGUGAAAGAGCAAUGGCCUAUGCUUUGGCUCACCAGUGGCAGGCAGGAUCAAGGCAGCAGGCUACCCCUUCUGGGUUUGAACCAGAUAAAAGCAACUGGGGUUGGAACUGGUUAGAGAGAUGGAUGGCAGUACGCCCGUGGGAAAAUCGCUUUCUCGACAUUAAUGUCAGAGAUGGAGUCAUGCCUCCUGAAAAUGGAUCAGCUGAUCCCAAGAACGGGAUGAAGAACCAGGCAAAAUCUGCUGGGAAGAAACCAGCAACUGCAAAUCUUGCAAAUGAGAGAGCGGGUCCACCUCAUUCAAGCAGUAACUCGAAAUCAAAUGAGAAAACAGCAGCAUCUCUCUCUGAUGGCUGCAGCAGUUCUUCCCCGAAUGUGUCAGCAAGCACACAAGAAACGCCUGCAGCAUUCGUUAACAAACCAAAGUCUAAACCAAAUCUUGAAGAUUUAGUUGAGGAAGCUAGUUCAAGACCCGCCCUUGGUUCUAGAUCACAUAGCAAUCCUAAGGAGAGAUCCACUCCGUCUGAUAAACAAGGAAAACAUAGAUUGUCUCUGCCUAGUAGCGGUCUUGCACCUCAGACAACUAAACAACCCAGCAGAAGUGUUAAAAAGACAUCUAGUGCACAGAAGCCUUUGAAGGAGAAAUCCAAAUUAAAUGGAACUGAUACUAAAUCUACAGAACCUGUUCCACAGGGUGCUGAUUAGUUUUUAGGUACUCGUUGAAGAUCCUGAUUUCCGAUCCAAGUGUUGCCCUUGCAUUGUAAAUAGAGGGCACCUUCUUAAAGGAGAUGGAAUGUUCUUCUAGGGAUGUGUCCGUGGCAGAGUUAAGAGACUGGCUUGCUAUCUCCUGAAUAAUGUCGUGGUAUUUAUUUUAAUUCUUGUCAUAAUUAUUGUUGUAAUUUACGGAAUAGUGGAAUUUACUUGGGAUUGCAGAUUCGUUGAGGUUCUAGUAAAGAGGUCAGUUGUAUGUGUUGUUUUCUGUUUCCUCUCCCUCCCACUGUAAAAAGGUUGAAUUUGCUUUCUGUGCAACUUUUCUUGAGCUGAGGCUGGGGUAUUUGGUGAGUUUGAUUGCCAACCUCUUGUAAGUUUACACUUUCUUUGUUGAGCUGUACAAGAUCUGGAUGUAGUAUUCAUUCAUUAAGCUAAGAUGGUAGACCAGAUUGUGCGCUGCACUGUAACAUACACUAUACGUUGAUAUUAUUAACACCAAAAUUUGAGUA